AUGGUUGCUUUCAAGGACAUUAGAGCAUCGAAUUCGAGGAUCACAGCAGAUGUCGCGCCCAGCGUUGUAGUAUCGGUGGGAGGGACAGCGGGCAUUGGCAAAGCCACACUGAUCCAACUCGUGUCCCUAGGUUUACCUAUCAAAGUCUACGUCCUAGGGCGUAACGGGGCCACGCAAAAGCCUUUCAUUGACCGCCUUCGGCAGUCCAAUCCCCGGGCAGAAGUUGUUUGGCUCGAGGGACAAAUAUCUCUGCUUGCUGAAACGAGCCGCCUCUGCAACGAAAUCAAGGCCCGUGAAGAGAAGGUCGACCUCAUCCUUCUGUCAACUGGCUUCCUACCCAUGGGGCCACGCCAAGAAACAAGCGAAGGCAUCGAAAAGGCUUCUGCCGUCGGGUACUACAGUCGCAUGCUCAUCAUCACCCAGCUUCUACCUCUACUCUCCGCCGCUGCCGCAGACCCCUCCAGAACAUACACCCCCCGCGUAGUCAACAUUUGCGCUGCGGGCAGAGAGUCGAGUGACAUCUUCCUCGACGAUCUGGCACUCAAAGCACCAGGGCAUUUUGGUCUCGUGAGCUACCUGAAGCACGUCGGGACAAUGACGACUCUCACCAUGCGCAAGUUGGCCGAGGAUCCCGCCAACAAAGACAUUGUCAUGAUCCACCACUUCCCAGGCGGCGUUGGGACGGACUUGAUGAAGAAUCGAGACUCCCGAGCCGGCGGCUGGCUGGACAAUUGGGUCGGCACUGUGCUGAUGGGUAUCGCCGCUAGAGUCUUAAAGCUUCUGUCCACCACUGCGGAGCAAGCUGGCGAAAGAUGUCUGUACCUGAGUACAAGUGCAGCAUAUGGUGGGAAGGGAGUCCUGCCGAAUGAUAGUCAGGAAAGUGUUUUGACAUUGAGCAGGACACCUAGCGGUUCACUCUUUUCCAUUGGCGAAACGCUCGAGCCUGCAUGGAACGAUAAGGUGCUUGAUGAAUUGCAGAACAAACAAGCGCCUGAAAUAGUCUGGAGAUGGACUGAGGGUAUUUUAAGACCAUAUAAGUAA
Molecule: messenger RNA, 1041 nt
Organism: Fusarium tjaetaba
Lineage: Eukaryota; Fungi; Ascomycota; Sordariomycetes; Hypocreales; Nectriaceae
Product: short-chain dehydrogenase
Exons: 2
Coding region: 1-1041 (346 amino acids)
Biological process (GO): secondary metabolic process
Source: RefSeq, a predicted model, not a curated record